AUUUCCCACUAGCAGUCGCUCCCUUCAACCACUGCGCCGGCCGCCGAGUGUCAGCUUUGUUUGCGACCUACAGUUCUCAGAUCCUUGAUUUCAAAUAGGACGCGUGCGCAGCGCUGUCUGUAGGCGUAUGUCAGUUUGUUUACUCAGCUGUUGGCGUCCUAUACAGUGAGGAGAAGACUAAGAGCGAAUGGAGAAGUGAGUCAUCGGCUGAGUAGCGGUAUUUCAGGGAAUCGUGGUAACAUUUUGUGACUGAGUAGCGUGUAGUGGUCGCAGUAGUCAGUCAUUAUUUUCUUGGCGUUCAAGAGCAAUCAGACCUACAGAGUAAGCGAAUAAUUUAUCGUGAUUUGUUUCCACCAAUCGAAGGACUUUAAAUUAAAGUAAAGUACGGGACUCUAACGAUUCGCCAAAGCAGUGCAGUAAACUGAAAUGGCAGCUCUGCAAGGCCCUGAACAUAGGCAGCAUCCAGAACAGACAGUAGUUCCACUGUACCCGCACUGGCGGGCAGUCUUCAACAAGUACGAUCUGGAUAACGAUGGACGAAUAUCAUUCUCAGAACUCAAGAAUAUCAUCAAUAGUGAAUCAUACGAGAAAGAUAUACCAGAGUCUGCACUCAGGGAAAUCAUGAGACGAGCGGAUCAGGACCAGAGUGGAUAUCUGGAAUGGAAUGAAUUUGAGAAGCUGGUGCACAUGAAAGAGUUUCACAACCUAUUUGGUGCAGCCAUUAACAAGUACAUACAUGCAACAGUGGUGCCACGAUCCAGGCUAUCUCAGGUGGAUCAGGUGGAUGGGACAGGGGAGUAUGAGGAGCAGUACAGCUGCUGGCCGCCUGCUGUCUGCAUGAUCAUCAUCAGCAUUGUAGAGGUAAUUACAUUCCUGUUUGAUGUUGUUACUAUGGGAACAACAGCAGCAGAUGGUCCUGCUGCAGUGGCACUUAUGUAUGAUCCACAUAAACGAUACGAAGCCUGGCGCUACCUGACUUACAUGUUUGUUCAUGUUCGUCCAUUCCACUUGAUUGCAAAUCUUCUAGUCCAGGUACUUCUUGGGAUACCAUUAGAAAUGGUGCAUCAUGGAUGGAGAGUUCUGAUAGUUUAUUUUGCUGGAGUAAUUGCUGGUUCAUUGGGGACCUCUGUGUCUGAUCCUAGCGUUUACUUAGCAGGUGCAUCAGGCGGUGUGUAUGCUCUAAUUACAGCACAUGUGGCCACAAUAAUAAUGAACUGGAAUGAGAUGAAGUUUGCGAUUCUGCAGGCUCUUGUAUUUUUUAUCCUUGCUGGUAGUGAUAUUGGAUCUGCUGUAUACAAUCGUUAUGUCCUUAAGGAAAAAACACAGAUUGGGUAUGCCGCCCACCUUGCUGGUGCUGUCGCUGGAUUGCUUGUCGGAAUCAAUGUUCUGCGCAACCUACAGGUGAAAUACUGGGAGAAAGUGUUGCGUUGGACAUGCAUAGUCUUGUAUGUUGCACUGAUGCUUGCUGCCAUAAUCUGGAAUGUAGGAUUCCCUGAAUAUUUUCCAGAGUCUGCAUACAGCACAUAGUGCUUUGUAGCUGCGACUGGGACAGAAACAUCAGCUGAUGCAAACAUUAAGUCAGAAGCGUAAAGUUGUUUCCUUCCAGACAGUGCUGGUUUCUCUCAUUAUGCCUCACUUUUUAGGUGAUGUUCCGGCCAGUUGGCAGACAUUUUGAUUUUAAAAUAUAGUGGACAUAAUUUCUAAUUGUUGGUGAUUAUGAUUGACGCACGUUGGUUGUGAAAAUAGUGCCCAUUGGAAUUUGUGUGAAAGAAGACAAGAAGAAGAAAAGCUGGAUGCAAGUAUGGUGAAGAGACCCUGUGGUGAUAAAAUAAUGCUGAUAGCCCUUUGGGUGAGUCUAAGAUUUAUCAGAUAACUAGGCAAUCAAAACCACUGCCUAUAGAAGUUCGUAUUCACAGUUAAAGGUGUAUAAGAUACACCCAUUGUUUAGAAUACAGAUUUAAAAUUCUUUACAUGUCCAGCACAGAUAGAGCUUCGAAAAACUAGUUGAAUAGUAGUUAAAUUUAUUACAUUCAAUGGAUGCAGUCUCUUGUUUGCAAAGAAAAUAAGAGAGACUGUAUUACAGACCCCACAAAAGGAAAAGAAAAAUAAGAUCAGCACUUAUUUGUAGUUUUAUAACAGGUAUGUCAUGAUUCAAAAUACAGCUACAAUGGUGUAAGUCCAACUUUGGAAUGUCGUCAGUGAAACUUCCCACCAAAGAAUAUACCAUUUAGCACACUCACACAACAAUAGUAACAUUUUAAAUUUUGUGUGCUGAAUCUAUAAUUCCGAUUACUUGUCCAAUCUUAUUCUUUUCAAGCUGUUUUCCAAUUUUGCAGACUCAAUUUUAAAGCUGCCUAAUGUUUCUUGUUCUAUAUUGUGUAAUCAGUGUUGCUAUAUUUUUACUCUUAUAUAUUUUUGAUACUGUUAUUUGUAUACAAGCUAACAAAUGUUAUAUAAUUUAUGAGGAAAACAUUGAAUAUGUGCACUUAACAGUUUGUGUGUUAUUUACAAUGUUUGUAAUGAGUAUAUACACAAUAGCACUUAGAUGAAACUGAUUACUUUUUUUAUGAAUCUCUUCUUUAUUUAUAUAUUCUUUUUACAUAUGUAUAUUCUUCUACGUAGCAUUGAAUCUAUUUACAGUAUUAACUGCCUCAGACAUCAAAGAUGUCUGAAAAUGUGUGAAGCAUGUAUUGUAAUAUAACUUCAAAUUUUUGUGUGUGCUUCAUGUUGUAUUGAGUUGUACCUACAGUCUUUGCUGAAAUGUCAGUGCCUUGUCUUAAUACUUGUCUGCAUAAAUCUGUUUUAUAUAAAAGAUUGUAGUAUUCUAAGUAUUGAACAGAAAUAUGCAAUGUAAAGAAAUGUAUUUCCCCAGCUCCAUAAUUUGGGCUGCUAUUUCUUUUAAAAUUUUGUAUUGAAUGUGCCUUCUUAAAGUACCAUUCUGUGAUAAAAGUCUUUGGAGUAUUGUCAACAAUAUCCUUAUGUGUUGCAAUCUUAAAGAUUUAAGAUUUUUUUUUCAAACUAUAAAAUAAGUACAAACUGUAAACAAUGGAUAAAUGUAUUUUUAAUGUGUGUAAGUUAUGGCUUAGCUUUUUCAGGUCUUUCGGGACACGAAAUAUUUUUAUAUAUGAUGAUCCAUGGCUAACAUUGUAUAUGAGAGUCUUGUUGGAAAACAAACACACACACACACACACACACACACACACACACACACACACACACACACACACACACACACACACACACACCAAGUGACACCCUUUAUUGUGCUAUCCCAGUUCCAGUCUAAAAUAUCAUCACCAGGACACAAAACAUCACUGUAACAUAUUUGUGUACAAUCCAUGGUGAUUUUGAUCAGCAAUCUGUCUCAAGUUUACAAUGUGUAAAGUCUAAUUGGUGUCUAAGUUUGAAUCUUCGAAAUGUUAGAUAUGAACAAAACUACAUGUAACUAAAAAGCUUAAUUUUAUGAGGCAUCACCUACUGAUAACUUCUUUGUUGUUGUCAGAUAUUGUUAUUUGCAUAUAUUAUUGUCUAAGAGCAAGAUCUAUGUGUCACCUGUGCCGUUAUGUGGAAUGUAUUACACUGAAAUCUAAUUAUAAGUGCAACUGUUCUCAGUGUUAGAUUUUCUCACAUAUGUGAUAGGAAUUUAGAAGCAGAUCUGACCAUACACAUUUCACACUUGAACCAGAAUGGUAGUCUUCAAAAUCAUGUUAUGUGUACAUGUAGUUAAGUGAUGUUUUGUUACCUGGUGAUGUUACAGAUUGAAACUGAUAGCAUGAAAGAGAGAUUUAUUUAGCAGAUGUCAGUAAGUUUUCCAACAGGAUUUUCUUCUCAAACCUGUUAUAUGGCUAUAACAAGUUACAAGGCUAUGAUGACAGUCAAAACAAGUUUUUUGUUGUUGUUUUAUUAUUAUUAUUAUUUCUGUUGAUGUUUAUUAUUAUGUUGUAAAUUCUUGCUUUUUGUUCAUGUUUAUAUCUAUUUUAUUACAAAUGUUGAAAUUAUCAUCCAGCAUCUCUAAGUUUUUAUGAACAGUUAGAGAGAUUGUUGCCAAGUCUUUAAAAUACUUUGUGUUCUCUUUGUUUUGAUUGUAGAAUUUGCUGUAUUAGUACUUGCAAUGCUGUUGGAACAGUGCAGUGACUACAGGUCCUAUUUUGCUUUUCUUCCUGAGAGUGGUUAGUUACUUUCUUGUUCCCUUUUAUUAAGAGAAUUGUAGUUAGUGUGCAUGAAGCUCAACCCUCAUUUUUAGGCUUUUAUAGGUAUAUAUAUUGUCACACUGGCUUGAUUGGAGUACCUUUUCCCCAACUCUUCUUUGUUAUGAUAGUGUGUACUCAAAAGAAGCCAAUUUGAAGAUUUCUUGUAUUGGAUGACUAAUAAUUGCAGUGUUGAAGGACAUAUUGCAAUAAUUACUGUGUCAGAAGGCAUGAUGCAUUUUGUCUUCUUCAGGUGCCUACAUUCAGGGAAGGUGUGUUUUUUUUCUAUUGCCUUGAGUGUAUGGUGUCUUUUGAUGCAAGAUUUUUCAAAAACCUAUGAUGUACACAAAUACUCAGGACAGCGUGUGCUAUAUUUACUUGUCAUUAUUGCUUUCCCCUCUUCGUUAUAUCUAUUGAUUUCCUGUCGUGUGACUUGAAGUUUGUGUAUUAAAGUUUAAUUAUUAGGUCAAAAAUAGUAGGAAAUAUGUGGUGCAGUUUUAUUUUUUGUUUUCAAUUUAAUGCAGUGGGAUAUAUUUUUAUGGUCGUUAUAGAAUAUUUGUGUUGAAGCUAGUGUGCACUUUCACUUUUCAACACUCAUCUCAUGAAGAGCAAAAGCUAUCCUUAAAAUAUUUCUCAUAAUGCUAAACAGUCCAUUCAAAAUACAGGCUCUCUUAUCAAACUUAUAUUCAUUUUGUAUCAUAUGCACAAGCUGCCCCCCCCCCCCCCCCCCCCCCCCUCCUCUUACCCCACGUACACACACAUGUGCAGAGAGAGAUAGAGAGAGAAAUUUGGCAAAUUGGUUUCAACCAAACAAUUUCUAACUUAAAAUGGUUCUUUAAUUAGAUUGAAUUUUGUGGUGUGGGUAAGUGAGGUAAAAGAUCUGAAGAUGAUUUUUUUUAAGAGAACCAAAACUAGUCAUAACAAAAAAAAUGUGCUUUGUGAUCCAAAUGGAGGAGAACUGUUAUCUUUUUAUUUUGAGUAACAUAGAAAUUAAAAGCAGACUGAAGUACUCUACUGAUUUUAUAACAUUUUGUAGUGAUUAAAGCUUAAUAAAGAGUUAUUUCUAUCUUGUGCAGAGUACAGUAUUUAACAUAAGUAUUUAGAAUAUAUGACUGUGUUUAAAUUUUCUGUUCUUCUAGAAUUCUAUUCCGAGAUGUAUCACUUGACCUUUGAACUGGAAAUAAGGUGAUGAACACUUAAAAUUUAGGAGUCAUCCUGUUUCUGUGGCAUCAUAGAAGAAUCGUGAAAGACGAGGGUGAAGUAUUCCCCAUUUAUUGCUGUGGGAGCAUUGACUGUUCUCCUUGGAGCUUGAAUUUUAUUUGCACACUGUUUAUUUGAGUGUUUGAUCUGUCAUAUUGGUAUUGUUCAGUUGAAUUUAUCCUACUUUUUCUUCCUCUUGCUUGUACACACUAGUUUUUGUUAAGGGGAAGCAAAACUAUCUCUCUUAUUUGCAUUGUUAGCUAUCUCUUCUGUCGCUUAUAGAUCAUAAAAAUGCAUACAUUGCUUUCUUAUUGUUAGUGCUCUGUCCCUCACAUAUCCAACACAUAACAAAGGCUGACAGAUUUUGACUUUUAGUCUGUGGCUUGCAUGAAAAUAUGAGUAUCUGACUAAAUAGAUGGCACUGAUCACAAGCUGAAGCAUGUGUUUCUACAGCACAUUGGGUUUUUGCACCAUCAUCACAUCAAAAUCUGUGCCCAGUGAAAUCGGGAAUCAAUUACAGGAAGCUGUAGGCAAAAUGGAACACAAAAAUGGUAAAAAAAGUAACAUGAGACACAUGACCCUUAAGAAGCAAAUAUGGUGAUUUGGGCUCUCACUGGAUGGAAGUUUUGCUUCUGUUAAUCCUUGAUCACCCUCCUUGUGGAUGUCGCUUCUUCUUCAUGUGUGAUACACCAUCGGUAGUCAGACAUGUUUAUUCUGCAACAACCUUGAUAACAACAUUCCAGAGUUUAAGCUCCUAAUGGAACCAUUCACCAUGUUCCUAUGAUGCAUCAGCCAAUUUGGCCUCAAAAUCUCUGGGUGUGACAUAGGACCUUGUGUCCUACCUGUUUAAAUGACUGUAGCUUAUCUUCCACCAUUUACUUGUAAUUAAGCUGCUUAUUCUGGCCAAGGAAAUGAUCCACAAAUUUUUUUAAGCUUCUACAAAGUUGCUAUUCUAUUUCCAACAUUAUACCAUCAAUGUGUUCAUCAGACAUCAACUUACAUGUAUCUGAUCCAAUAGAUAUCCUUUCUUUCGCAUACUACUUCAUCAGUCCUAAUUUGAUGUGCAGUGUAGGCAAUAAAAUUAAAUCUGGAUUAACCAGAUGCUUGUUAACAAUAUUCUUCGAUCCCAUUCUCAGGUUUUUCCUUUUAAGUCACUCUCUCAUACUCCACUGCUCAUGAUAUCCUCUCCAGUCCCAUUCACACAUAUAGCGGGCAUCUUGGUGAAACCUGUUCACUGGCUGAGAAGAAUGCCAAUCACUUUAAAGUCACUGCAUACAACCCAUUAGUGUUCUUCAUACUUCAGAUUUUGAAGGAGUACAUGUAUAGUAAUGUAUUUCCCUCCUGUGUGUACUGAAUACACAAUUGAAAUUGAAGUUUACUAAUUUCCAGUAAUGAGAAAUACUGCUUUCAAACUUUGCUUUUAAAAAUUGGUACAUAACCUCAAUUGAUUACUGCCAUACAUUUGAGCCCCCACUUUCAUCAGUAAUCUGGUGAUGUCUGCAGAAUACAAUUAAACCAUUUAAAAUAAAAGAUUCUCUAAAGUCUUUAUCACAAUUUAUGUACACAGAAUAUGAUAUAUUGUGUGCAAGUAAAUUAUUUUCACUGAGACGUGAUCCUAGAAGUUAUGUUGUGUCUUUUCAAGAGUCCCAAGUCUUUCACCAAAUUGUUAAUUUCUGUUUGAGUAAGAGAUUUUGGAUUACUAUCAGUACCACAGUCAGAUUCAUUACUUUCUUCACUUUCCUUCAGUUUAGAGAAUUUUCAAAUGAUGAUGGUGGUGUAGAGAGGAUCGGUAGGCCUGGACCGAUGGGUAUAAGCCAUGAAAAUGUAUCCGGGCUAUUCACACAUUCUCUUUUUGACGUAUUGGACACUGCACUGAUGAAAUAAUGCAACUCAGUGCACUUAAUCACCUUUAGCUCUCACACUCGCUCAACUGUUGAUUUCUGCAGUGACAAUGGAACAUCUGCUUCAAAUUUCAUUCUCCCCCUGCUUCUACUUCACCCUCUUAUAGUACAGAUAUCCAGUGUUGGCACAUUUAUAUAAAUUAUACUACAGAACAUAGAUUUAGCAACCAGUAGUCAAUACUAAAUAA
Molecule: messenger RNA, 7476 nt
Organism: Schistocerca gregaria
Lineage: Eukaryota; Metazoa; Arthropoda; Insecta; Orthoptera; Acrididae
Product: rhomboid-related protein 2-like
Exons: 8
Coding region: 427-1527 (366 amino acids)
Cellular component (GO): membrane
Molecular function (GO): serine-type endopeptidase activity; calcium ion binding
Source: RefSeq, a predicted model, not a curated record